Messenger RNA from Prunus armeniaca (apricot), 1335 nucleotides. The record is from the annotation of a GenBank genome assembly. NCBI's taxonomy places the organism in Eukaryota, Viridiplantae, Streptophyta, Magnoliopsida, Rosales, Rosaceae.
AUGGAGGGUCUGAUCAAGGGUUUGAUCGAUGUGGCGCUCGGUCGCGACGAGAACAGGAAUGAAGAUCCGGGCCCACGGGACCGGGAGGAACAGUCCAGAUCCACCUGGGCUCAGGUAGUGUCCGGGGAGGAGCAAGAUGAGCAUGACAGUGAUCGCCCACAUGGGUCCAAGCAGAGUCAUUGGAAUCGACAGGAACAGAGUCAUUUGGGGCGUGCAGAGUGGGACAAUGUGGAUUCGGAACUUUCAAGGCGACCCCACAAGAUAUCUCAAAUGCAGGCUGCACAUGAGGGAUAUGAAAGGAAUGAUGAUGGUGGACGACAUGGUUAUAACCAAAACUACUCAAGGAGGAAGGAUGAAGAGGAAAAUAAGGAUGGCUGGGAGACUGUUGGAAAGAGGCCUCCAAGGCAACAACCACACAAGAUUCAGAUGGGCCAGUGGAAUGGAUAUAAACGGCCUUCCACUGAGCAAAAAUACUCUGAUGAGGCUGAAGUAGGUCCUAAAAUAGAACCUUCUGAAGAAGAGCUUUCUGAUCUGUCACGAGCUUGCAGUAAAAUUUGGGAACUUGAUUUAAACCGUUUAGUGCCUGGAAAGGACUAUGAAAUUGACUGUGGUGGAGGGAAGAAGGUCUACCAAAAGGAAGAUUUGGCAGAAGGCAGCUUAUUUACCUGGCUGAGUGAAGAUAUAUUCAGGAGACCUACUUUUUCUCGUUUCUGUUCUCUUUUAGAUAAUUACAACCCAAAUGAGGGGUGCAAAGAAGUUAUCACAUCUGAGGAGAAGCAAGAGCAGGCUGCAUUCAUAGAAGAAAUCAGCAGAACUGCUCCCAUUAAAUAUCUUCACAAGUAUCUCUCACGCAAGGGCAUUCUAUCUGAGAGCUAUCAAGAUUUUAAAAGAACAUUGACCACUCUCUGGUUUGAUCUCUAUGGCCGUGGUGGUACAUCUGCUUCCUCCUCUGCUUUUGAACACGUUUUUGUUGGAGAAAUUAAGCAACGUGGUGAAGAAGAGGUUUCGGGCUUCCACAACUGGCUUCAGUUUUACCUUGAAGAAGCAAAAGGAAGAGUUGACUAUCAAGGUUAUAUUUUCCCCCGUCGACGUGGGCAAACUCCAGACUCUGAAACCCAGUUGCUUACGAUCCAGUUCGAAUGGAACGGUGUUUUGAAAGCUGUAUCAAGCACUUUAGUUGGAGUGAGCCCAGAAUUUGAAAUUGCAUUGUACACCCUGUGUUUCUUCAUGGGUGGAGAGGACAACCAUAUUGAGCUGGGUCCAUACCAAGUUAACAUUAAAUGCUAUCGCUUCGGAGACAGAAUUGGAUCUGUGUUUCCUAUGGCAGAAUGUUGA